GUUUGCUUACCCUUCCCACUCCUUCCCAUUUGGUGGUGAGUCCCGAUGGCAAUACUACCACGUUGGAACAGUCCGCACCCUACGAAGUAUUCGUCACCAGCUCCAUAAACGCCAACAUUCAGUUCGUCACUUCAGUCGGCACGAAUAUUGACGUGGAUAUUGACUACAGGUUCUACUUUCCAGUCAACGAGAAUGGUUUCACAGAGCUUCGAGGAAAACAGGGAUUCUUCUGCUCGCCGGAAAUCUCCAUCACUACGCCUCAAUUAUACAUCAUCAAUCUCGAUUUUGCAAAUGCAUCGCUUUUUGAUUGGUCAAUAAUUCCUUAUCGAUGGAUGAAAAUAAACGCUUCAUUCGCCAUAAAUGAUUCGCCUUACAACGACAACAUGAAUUGCAACAACUUCUCGGUUCAGUAUGAAGAAGAAAACUCGGGUCAAAUCAAAUCAGCUUGUGCGGAACAUUCCUUUUUCGUUACUUCAUCUUGGACGAACAUACUUUACGUAACAUUUAUCAACACUACAAACACUCCAAGUGGCGCGGUUGUUAAUUAUGAACAAAUUUGCGACUACGAUUUUCAGUUGGACUCGGGUUUUGUAUUCUCGCCGGAACACCCCGCAAAUGUUCCUGAAGAUAUUUUGCCGUUGGAUUUUUGCGUUUACACAAUUCGUUCGGAGUCUAACAAUCUAGUUGCCGUUGUCAUUGAAUUCGAUAAUUCUACUAUAGUAAAUUACAAUUUUGACGUCAACUUGGAAACAAAAACAAUAACAAUUGGUUCCUCUGGGUCUAGUCUCGUUUCUAACUAUUCGGUUUUCUAUUUCUCGGAAUUCACGCUUCAAACUGAUCUCCCGAAUAACGGGAACGAAACGCAGCCGUUCGGGUUGCAAUAUCGGUUUAUCGCAAGUUCGACUGUUCAAACUUAUCCGAGAGAAACUACUAUAGAGUGGUCCAAUCGAGUGAACCAGUUCAGAUCCAGUUCGCUUUCCAGUCCAUUCUUUGUCCAGUUUGAAAUCAAGUCCAGAGAUGUUGGCUUUAUGGGUCAAUUGAUGAGACAUAGUUUUGAAAGCGAUGAUUCAGAGUUUUACUUUGAAGACAUCAAAACCUACGUCAGCAUGAAGUGUCCCUGUGACUUGUGGCCCCUGGAAAACACCACAUCCCUGAUAUCCUCCACUCAGGCGGUGUUCGCGAGGCAGACUGUGUGUAAUAACACUGUCGUUCCGGGUCUCCACCUGGAUGAGCUGAUAUUCACUCCUUCCGAGGGGGACUUCACCUCAGCUGUCGGACACAAUCAAUCGAUCGACGGAAGAUCCUGUCAGUGGACCAUAGCCACGACUUCUUCUAGAAACUUCUUAAUUGUGUCAGUUCAAGCAGUAACGUCACCGGAAGUGAGGGUUGAAGUCUCGACGGCUGAAGGAGAUGUGACCUCGAUGGAGUUAAAUGAAGUGACCGUAUUUGGAAGUAACCAACUCACUCUCGCAAUGAAUGAUGGGAUGAACGAGGCGGACGGGUUCGCAGUGUAUGUGUACCAGAGUUUUGUGCUUGAUCUUCCAGUAGUCGAGGGACAGUUCCUGGAAGUGAAGUCGCCUUGGGAUCCAGAACUCAUCCAGCCGUACUCUAACGUCACGUGGACUUACCAGGACCGGCUUUUUUCUAGAAAACUUUUCACUUUUAAAAAAUAA
Symsagittifera roscoffensis is the source of this 1673-nucleotide messenger RNA. RefSeq lists its product as uncharacterized. The transcript has 5 exons. Lineage: Eukaryota; Metazoa; Xenacoelomorpha; Acoela; Convolutidae. Bases 333 to 1673 code for a protein of 446 amino acids. The record is from RefSeq and is a predicted model, not a curated record.